AUGGCUAUGUUCAUCAUCAUCACGUAUCUUUUAUUAUUUCUACCAGUUUAUUCAUUAGCUACAGAACAAACCAAUGAAACUAUUAAUAAAUCGUAUGGAUUUCAAUCAAAUAUUGAUUAUAUAUAUCAUUAUGCAACUGAUGUUCAUAUGGAUCAUAAAAUUUGGGCAGGUUCUGAAGAAAGUCAUACGAAACGUAAUACUGAUGCUGCAUUUCAUUUAUAUGCUCGACUUAAUUUAACGAGUGUUUGGCGUAGUGCAAAUGGAGAACAACAUUUAUUAAAAAUCGAAUUAAAAGAUGCUCGUUUUCUUAAUCGAACAAGUACUCAUAGUAUGAUUGAUUGUUUAGCAUUAAGUACUCUAACACGAUAUCCAUCAAUGUUUAUGUGGGAUCAAGGAACAAUAUCAUUAACUUAUUUUAAUGAAAAUGAUAAUUUAGCAGCUAUUAAUUUAAAAAAAGGAAUUAUAUCUUUGUUUCAAUAUAAACAAGAUAAUGCCACAGAAACAGAUACAUUAGGAAAAUGUAAUACUGAAUAUAGAAUUUAUGAAGAUCAUCUUGUAAAGGAUAAAACUGAAUGUUCAAAUAUUCAAUAUAGUGAUGAAUAUAGUAGUGUAAAACAAGUUUUAAAUUAUUCAAUUGAUUUUCAAUCAACAUGUGUUUAUACAAUGGAUAAUUCAACAAUUAAAUCAGCAUCAUGUUCGGAUAUGGCUUUUCCAAGAUUAAUCUUACCUCAAGUAGCUGGAUUUCGUAUUAUAUCACGAUUAAGUGUUGAUCUUAUUGAGAAAAUAGAUAAUGAUAAACAUCAAGUAUAUUUAACUUCAGAUGCAGCAUUAAAAUCAAUUCUAGAUAUAACAGCUGAACAAUAUCAUCCACUUGAAACAGAAAAACAAGUUCAUCCAUGCGAUGAUUAUUGUGAAAAAUUUGAUGAAUUUAUUCAAGAUCAUAGUAAAGAAUUAACACGUUCAAAUAUUGGCAAACGAGCAGCAAGUGAUGCAUUUUUACAUUUAAUUGCACUUACAAGAAGACAAAGUGAAUCGACAUUAAAUAAAGUACUUGAGAAAGCAUCGAAAACAAUUAAAUUAACACUUAUUGAAGCAUUUGUAUCUGCACAGACACCUGCUUCGUUAAAUGCAGUUUUGAAAUAUUUAGAUAGUUCAAUGAAUUCAAAAAAUAAAGUUGAAUUAAUUGAAGUGUUUCUUAUGACAAGUGCUUUUGCACCAAGACCAUCGGAUUUAUUACUUGAAAAAAUUUUGGAACGCUUAUCAAAAUUUGCAUCAAUUGAUAAUCAACUUGAACAAAGCACUUAUUUAACAUUGGGAGCUAUUGUUAACCGAUUAUGUGAUUUAAACAAAAAAUCAUCGGUAAGUAGAGUCAAAUUUGAAUGA
Molecule: messenger RNA, 1383 nt
Organism: Rotaria sp. Silwood2
Lineage: Eukaryota; Metazoa; Rotifera; Eurotatoria; Philodinida; Philodinidae
Source: the annotation of a GenBank genome assembly